AGGGGGAAGAAGUCAGGAAGCUGCCUGCCUGUGACAGCCGCACCAAAGAAUAAAAGCACCGUAGUGAGGAAGGAAGGAAGGAAAAGAAAAGAAAGGCCUGACUUGAAGCUCCAACUCGGUAAAUAAAAAUAAACCUCCACCGCCGACAUGUCGAAGAACACCGUGUCCGCCCGCUUCAGGCGAGUGGACGUGGACGAGUACGACGAGAAUAAAUUCGUGGACGAGGAGGACGGAGGAGAAAACCAGCUGGGUCCCGACGAGGCAGAGGUGGACUCCCUCAUCAGACAAGGAAAUCUCAUGGAGGCUUUACAAGCAGUUCUGAAGAACCCACCAAUCAACACAAAGAACCAGAACGUCAAGGACCGUGCUGAGGGUUUGGUGCUGAAGGUGCUCAGUGCCUUUAAGAGCAGUGACAUUGAGAAAGGGGUGCAGUCCCUCGACAAGAACGGCGUGGACCUGCUGAUGAAAUACAUCUACAAAGGCUUCGAGAGGCCGUCAGAAAACAGCAGCGCGGUCCUACUGCAGUGGCACGAAAAGGCUCUGGCAGCUGGAGGAGUGGGCAGCAUCGUCAGGGUACUAACAGCGAGGAAGACGGUCUAAAAGGGGAGCGGAGGAUUCGGCUUCCCUCCACAUCGCUGACAGAUACAGGACGACUGCAUCUGCACUGUACUGUUCAUGUAAUUAACAGAUGGCGUAGGGACUACAAGGAGAAAAAAACAGAUAUUUUUUUCUAACCUUAUGUGAAAUCCUGCUGCGUUCAAGGCUAUACUAAAAAAAGAAAAGAAAAUCUGGGUCACAUCAGGUUAUAAAAAAAAAGGUUUUAUUCUUUCUUCCCAUGCUUGAUCACAGCCUACUAAAUCAUAUUCCUCACAGGGUGCUACAGAUAACUUCACACCCCAUGUGUCUGUGCUGCGUCCCUGAUCUAUUCACAGUACCUCCCUCUCCCCUCCUCCCCUUCUCCCCUUGUCUCCAUGUCAUUCCCGUACAGUAUGCGCUCAUUCUUCACACCAGUUGUUCCCAAUCUAGAGGAGAUCGAUCUUAAGAGAACGCAGAAAACACAUUCUCGCCACACAGAAUUAUGUGUUUAUUUUUUGACAUUUCCCUCUAAUCUUUGCUUUUUUCUCACCUCUCCAUGCCUCUAAAAUCCAGUAGACAUGUGACAAGGAGUUGCAAGCAGACCUCCUUCGUUUCACAAAGUGGCCAAUAAAAGAUUGGGAGCCAUUGUUAGACGCUCGUAUGAACAAACAGAACAGGCAGAAGGUUUCAGCUUUGUUUCUCUCAGGAAAACCUCUCUCUGUGUUUGUUUUCCCACUCAUUCUCUCGUGUUCUCUCCACAGUAGAGACUUCCUGAUGGAAUAAAAGCCUGAUUCUCUGUCAGUAAAUCCUCUCAUUGCCUCUCGAUAUAACACUUUAGCAGCGGGAGUCUCCUGAAAAGCACAGUCACAGAUGGAGGGUGGUGGAUUUGCUCACGGGGGUCGCCAUGCACCCAGAGGAAGGGAGGGGUUAGUGUCAUCCAUCCAUCCAUCCACCCUUCCACGCUGCCUGCUGCCCCAGUUAAGGAUUAUCACCCACGAUGCAUCUCCACCACCACUCUUAUUAAUCCUACUUUACUGCUCCUCACAUCCUGUGUAUGUCUGACUUGUCUGUCUGCUUCUGUACGGGGCAUCAUUAUGUGGCUCUGCUGGUACUGUUUAUAGGAGCUGCAGUCUGUCUGUACUUUCAGGAAAAUGACCCUGAGAAUCAUUUCUCAGAUUGCUUUUUUUGUUUUGUUAUUUUGGUAUUUAACAGAAAGAUAAUCUAGGAUUAAACAUUUUCCUUGUUAUUGUUUUAUAGUAAUGAUUUUUGUCUCAUGGCCAAAUCCCUACUUGAUUGAAAUUCAAAACACAGCUUAAACGAUUUGACGAUAUCAGGAGAGACGAAGAUAAGAUGAUGAACAUUUUAUCUCUCUGGAAAUGGAGAGGGACAUUUUAUGGGAUUUAAAAAUAUAUAUAUAUAUAUCAUUUGCAUGAUCCCACUCUUUAAGUAUUUUCUCAAGCAUUUCAUACAUGUCUUUUGUACAUGUUUGUGAGUCUCUUCUGGAAAAAUUAAGUGAUUUUUUUUUUUGUUUUUGGUAUUGAAUCAAAGUUAUGAUCGUUCAUUCGAACAAAUCCUCCACACAUGGUAUUGUCUGAGAGUUGGAAGUCUUACUGUUACUACCAUUUAAUUUCCAUACAUUUUAUAAAAUGAGGAGGAAAGGUUUUAUCUGCCUUAUCAGGGUAGAUUCUGUCUGUUGCCAAAUGAUUUCUUUUGCUUUCAUGGAAAUAAUGUAGCUGACAUUGAAGAUUUAGUUGCCAUUUUGUGUUAGAGAAGAAUUUUCAACAACAAAGUGGUGGAGUUAUAACUUUAAACUGGAUAAAUGAACAAAAAAUUGCUGUUUUGAAAGUAAGCAGCCUUGCUCCUCAUGUCGACGUAGUGAUAAGGGAAACUCGGUUCCAGCUAAUGUUUUUUGUUCCUGCUCAUUUCCAGUCAAACACUGAGUGGAAUUUCUCAAUGGAUGUCGCUUUUUACUAAAACACACACAGUAUCAUCACAGUUGUGUUUUACUCACGAGUUGUCACCAGUUGAUAUUUAGACAUGGUUUCAUGUUUGAAUACUGUCAUCAGUGAUGAUGCAUCCAGACAUUAGGUUCCUCUUUCUAAUGCAGUAACGUCUAGUUUUACAUGGAAACAAAGAGGAGAACGGUCUGGUUUCUUCUUCUGCUUCAUGUAUUCUAGUCCAGAGAUGCUCUUCUAGCUGAGGCCGAGAAGACGAGGGAGCAUACCAAACUGAUGUUCAAACUGCCUUACUCGAUAUUCCUUUUUUAUGUUUGUGCUUUUUUGACAAAAAAUAAAUAAAAGGUAUGAAUGCUGA
This is a messenger RNA of Dicentrarchus labrax (European seabass), 2889 nucleotides long. RefSeq names its product actin related protein 2/3 complex, subunit 5B (gene arpc5b). Gene Ontology annotation, molecular function: actin filament binding. The record is from RefSeq and is a predicted model, not a curated record. Gene Ontology annotation, cellular component: cytoplasm; actin cytoskeleton; Arp2/3 protein complex. The transcript is spliced from 4 exons. Gene Ontology annotation, biological process: regulation of actin filament polymerization; cell migration; Arp2/3 complex-mediated actin nucleation. The coding region runs from base 148 to 600 and encodes 150 amino acids. NCBI's taxonomy places the organism in Eukaryota, Metazoa, Chordata, Actinopteri, Moronidae.